UUAGUAUGAACAUGUUGAAUGAGGCAUUAAUUUCCCAAGAAAAUCAGAACCCUCAAUUUCCAAAAGCUCUUCUCUAUAAUCUAUAUGUUGGUCAUUUUCUAUCCAGAUGGAGUGCCAGGAUGUGGGAAUUCUCUGUUGGUUUGUACAUGAUCAACGUCUGGCCAGAUUCGUUACUCCUAACGGCUGCUUAUGGUGUGGUGGAGUCUGGUUCAACGGCAUUGUUUGGUCCUCUCAUUGGACAGUGGGUGGAUAGGUUAACAUAUGUUAAGGUUCUCCAACUUUGGUUGCUAAGCCAAAACAUCUCAUUUAUUGUUGCUGGAGGUGCAGUCAUUGCUCUUUUAGUCCGUGCAGACUUGAUAUUGGUCAAUCUUACGGCAUUUAUCUCACUUGUAAGUUUAAUUUAUAUAUCCGGAGCUGUUGGUGUGCUUUCAUCUCUUGCCGGAACCAUCUUGAUCGAAAGAGAAUGGGUAGUCGUAAUAUCAGAAGGGCAUCCUCCUGGGCUGUUAACAAAGAUGAAUUCAAUCAUAAGACGAAUAGAUUUGAUUUGCAAGCUAUUCGCUCCGGUGAUAACUGGCUUCAUUAUCAGCUUUGUUUCUCUAACUGCAUCAGCCAUGACUCUAGCUCUUUGGAAUGUUAUAUCCGUUUUCUUGGAAUACUGGCUUCUUACAUCUGUAUACAAUGGGAUUCCAGCUCUAAGUGAAAGCAGCCUGAGGAGGGCCUCAAGAUCUUCGCCAGAGCAUUCGGAUUUAAGCCCCACUAUUUCUCAUGAACAGAAAAGCACGUUUCACUUGGAUAGAAUUGGAUUGGAGCAAUCUGAAAAUCUCUGGAGGAAAAUAGUCGGUUCGAUGUCAAGAUUACCUUGCCUUUCUGCAUGGAAAGUGUACUUGCAGCAAGAUGUAGUCCUCCCAGGGCUAGCCCUUGCCUUGCUUUUUUUCACCGUACUCAGCUUUGGAACAUUGAUGACUGCUACGCUUGAAUGGGAAGGAAUUCCGGCAUAUGUCAUUGGAAUUGCACGUGGAGUAAGCGCAACAAUAGGGAUAGCUGCAACAUUUCUCUACCCAAUAUUAGAAUCACAUAUUUCAACACUUCGAACAGGCCUUUGGUCAAUCUGGUCACAGUGGACUUUCCUGUUGAUAUGUGUAGCUUCAAUAUGGGUCCAUAAGAAAUUUCUAUCAGCAUUUAUGCUUAUGGCUGGUGUGGCUGCAUCGCGUUUGGGUUUGUGGAUGUUUGACUUAGCGGCCAUUCAGCAAAUGCAGGAUCAUGUCCCUGAAAGUGAUCGCUGUGUGGUAGGAGGAGUUCAAAACUCACUACAGUCUUUCCUGGAAUUGAUGACUUAUCUCUCGGGCAUAAUCAUAUCUAAUCCCCAGGAUUUCUGGAAGUUGAUCCUAUUAUCUUUCCUUUUAGUGACACUGGCCUCGACGUUAUACAGUAUACAUGUUUAUCUGGUUAGGAAGCACCUAUUUCACUUUGAGAAGUUCAAUUGUUUAGUAAGAUCAUCUUAGACUCUGCAACGAUGAACAUGAAAAACAGAACCAUAAGCAUGUUUCCUUUUUAUGAAGCUUGUGGUGGA
Solanum verrucosum is the source of this 1570-nucleotide messenger RNA. Its product is annotated as solute carrier family 40 member 2-like. Lineage: Eukaryota; Viridiplantae; Streptophyta; Magnoliopsida; Solanales; Solanaceae. Gene Ontology annotation, molecular function: iron ion transmembrane transporter activity. Gene Ontology annotation, cellular component: membrane. The record is from RefSeq and is a predicted model, not a curated record. Gene Ontology annotation, biological process: iron ion transmembrane transport.